Messenger RNA from Homarus americanus (American lobster), 3394 nucleotides. Its product is annotated as apurinic-apyrimidinic endonuclease-like. The coding region runs from base 111 to 1538 and encodes 475 amino acids. The transcript is spliced from 9 exons. NCBI's taxonomy places the organism in Eukaryota, Metazoa, Arthropoda, Malacostraca, Decapoda, Nephropidae. Gene Ontology annotation, biological process: base-excision repair. Gene Ontology annotation, molecular function: phosphoric diester hydrolase activity; DNA-(apurinic or apyrimidinic site) endonuclease activity; zinc ion binding. The record is from RefSeq and is a predicted model, not a curated record. Gene Ontology annotation, cellular component: nucleus; mitochondrion.
CACCUGUAACACUGUACAGUCCUUGGGCUGGAGCUGGUGGCGGUGAACACUCUUGCUGGGGCUGUUGCUGUAUUGUCUGCAUUUUGCCGAUAUUUUACAUAUAUUUUAACAUGUCUCUCGAUAAAACACAUAUUAAAGAGGAAGGCCAUGAUGUUAAAAGGGGGAGAGCCAGUCGAAGGUCAAGGAAUGGUAAAGUCUCUGAAAGAAUUAAUUAUGAAGAAAAAUUAAAGGACCAUGAAAUUAAAACUGAGGAUGAGGAAGUGAAGGAAACGAACGGUAGGAAACGUGAAAAGGCAGUGACAGAAAGUGGAAGUAAAGAGGUGAAUAGAAAGAGGACAAGGAGAAAGACCAAAUCUAAAGAAGAAGAAACAAAGGAAGAUAUAAAUGAUGAGCCACAAAUAAAGAAGAAAAAGAAAAACAACAAAAUUACCAGUGUUGACAAAGGUAAUGAAAGAAAAGAAAAAGUCAAGGACAUUGAAAACAAAAGAAAAGGUACCAAACAAAAACACACAGGUGAUGGUGAAAUAACAAAUGAGGAAACAAAACCUAAUAUAGAAGAUGAAUUGAAACAGGAACCAGUAAAAAAAAAUCCUCCAAAAAAGAAGCAGGCAAAGGAAAAGGAUGACCCCGUUGCACGUCCUAUUAAGUAUGAAAGCUUAGGGGACGGCCCUGCACCAAUACCAUCAACAGGACUCAAGUACAUGGGCUGUCAUGUUUCUGGUGCAGGUGGAAUUUGGAAUGCCUUUGAAAAUGCAGAAAAGUGCAAGGCCAAAUCUUUUGCUCUCUUUUUACGUAAUCAGCGACAGUGGGUGGCAAAACCUUUGGAUAAUGCAACUAUCAAGAAAUGGCAUGAAGCAAGCCAGAAUUUUCCUGUUCAUCUGAUAUUGCCACAUGGAUCGUACAUCAUGAACCUCGGCUCUCCAGUACCCGAGAUCCUGAAGAAAAGUAGAGAUAUGUUACUUGAGGAGCUACAACGCUGUGAGAAGUUGGGGAUCCCACACUACAACUUUCAUCCUGGAUCUACUGUGGGAAAGAUCAGCAGAGAGGAAUGCUGCAGGUGCAUUGCUGAGAGUAUAAAUCUUGCCCAUGAUCAAACCAAAGAUGUUAUCUGUGUCUUGGAAAAUAUGAGCUGCCAGGGAUUUACCAUUGGUGGAGAUCUUCACGAACUACGCCUCAUUAUUGAGCAUGUGAAAGAUAGAUCGCGGGUUGGAGUUUGCCUUGACACCUGUCAUGCACAUGCUGCAGGUUAUGAUCUCUCUACAGAAGAUGGACUUAAUAAAUUUUUGGAUGAUUUUGGUAAAAUCAUUGGGUGGCAGUUUCUUCGAGGGAUACAUAUGAAUGAUUCCAAAGGUGAGUCUGGAGAUCAUAAGGACCGCCAUGAAAACAUUGGUCGAGGAAAAAUUGGAAUUGCAGGAUUUCAGCGAAUCAUGAAUUGUGAACACUUCAAUGAUGUUCCCUUAAUCUUAGAAACUCCCUGGACCAGCAAUGAAGGCUAUGGUAAGGAAAUUAGCAAGUUGGAAGGACUGAUCAAGAAGUAGUUUGACUACAUGAAGAACAAGAGUUUUAUAUACUUUUGCACAUUCCAUUUCUUGUUCCUUCCAUUUUGUUAACCUUAGGUAUUUCCCUCAGACAUCUUGUUUGUAUCAUUAAUUUUAGAGCCUUAUGCCAAACUUACAGCCCGGUUUCACUGUUAAUAUGUCAAGUUAUGAAGGAUUAUCAUAUCUCUCAAUUUCCUCUUCACCUCCAAGAAUAUGUUCCUACCUUACAUGAUGCAUUUAAACUCCCAUCCACAUUCCUUCUAUGUACGGAAAUUGUUUGUUCACUUUAUACUGUACAGUACUUCUCCACAUUUUACCAAAUUUCAGUAAUGUAGAUACCAAAAGACUGUGGUUAUUACAUAUAAAAACAUUACUAGAAUCUUAAAACAUGUAUUGAAUUGAGUUUUGUAAUGUAUAUUUAGUUCCUAUUGUGAGGCAGUAAAUGGAUUAACUAAAUAUAUAUUUUUUAUAAUCACCGUUCCUCUGAACAGUGUGUUUAUUAGUUUAUUAUUUCUGAUCAAGCAGGAGGGUGAAAGAAAACCUCCACCAUGUGUUUCAAUAUCUCCCUUCAACUGGCUCAGUUCUUAUAUAAGUACGAUAUCUUAUUCUCUAUUAAUGUGGUCUUUGUCCAUACUUUAUACAGAUUCAUAUACAGUAUCAAGCAUAGUGCUACAGAACUACUGUAGUAUACUGAGGAUAUGUGGUAAAAAAAAAUAUGGAUAGAAAAUUACUCUUGGAAAUUUUCAAUUGCUUUUGCAAUGUCAAUUAUUCACUGCCUAUGAUAUUUCACUGGCUUUUUUUUUUCCCCUGGGUGUACUCGAGUAGUUAAACACAUUAACCCUCUCGUGCACACCAAAAUUUAUAGGUUUACACGGCAAUGACAAAAGUCAUAUGGGACCACUCGUGAGGUCUGAUCAUCAUUGUUCUGUGGCCAAUUUAUCCCACGGGAUUUCUUUUUUUUUUUUAAUUUUUGUAUGAUUUAUACAUCAUUGGUUUUGUUAUUGUUUUGACUUUAACAUAAGCAGAAAAAAUAAGACAAUAAGACUACUGUACACUUAUCGUCCUGUAUUCAUGAGGGUUACGUUCUUGGAAAUCAUCAUGAAUCCACAAAUACUGAAUUUGCUACUUUAUGGAAAAAAUAGAGUUUGGUACAGUUGCGGAAAUGUGUCUCCAAACGGUAAGGUCAUUUGUAAUAUUGGUCAUGUAACGACAAACGUGAUUGGUGGAUCGGUUUGCAAUAGGUUGGCCGUAUGUAGACAUGAGCUACCACGGGGUGUAGGAACACUUUUCCACAACUUUACCGUGGCUACCAAGAUUUAUCAUUUUUUUCAUAAUAUUCUGUUUCAGAGAUGGUGUUGAUGUUUAUAUGGAGAGUUUUUGUAAUACAAAUUAAUAAUUUUAACAAAAACAAUAGGUUUUUUUGCCUCUUCAAGUUUUCAGUAUGUAAAAAAAAAAGUAACAUAUUACUCAGGAUAUUUUAAUCUAACCUAGUAAAACCGUUUUCUUUAAUACAGAGCAAAAGAAUAAAAAUUUUGAUACUCUAAUGUGGCUAAGAAAUUAAGAGAACAUAAUAAAAAACUAUUAAAUAAGAAAAAUGAAGUGCAUGGGUGUGUAUGUGUGGAGGCAGUGAGCUGUAACGGCUUCACUGACUCGCCAUCCACCCAUGCUCCAUCACUCCGAUGUGACGUCACAGUGUACACAUACACAUCUCAGAGUCAUCUGGUUGACUGCCUGGCUGAACUGUGUGUUAUCACCCAGAGGUCGGCUUGAAUGUGGAAGGAACUAUUUUUUUUUGCAUAAAAUACUAUAUGUGCAAUUGUAUUUUAUGAUAUGCUAUGAAUAAAUUUUAUUGUUUA